This is a messenger RNA of Leptopilina boulardi, 501 nucleotides long. Its product is annotated as dentin sialophosphoprotein-like. Bases 1 to 501 code for a protein of 166 amino acids. The transcript has 2 exons. Lineage: Eukaryota; Metazoa; Arthropoda; Insecta; Hymenoptera; Figitidae. The record is from RefSeq and is a predicted model, not a curated record.
AUGGAAAAUAUUCCGUAUAAUCCAGAAGAACCGGAAUUGUUUGGUCCGAGAAGAAAUCGCACCAGCUCCGAUUCCAGCACCACGAGCAAUUCAGCGAAUUGCUCAUGUACCAAGAGCACCAGCUCCGAUUCCAGCACCACGAGCAAUUCAGCGAAUUGCUCAUGUACCAAGAGCACCAGCUCCGAUUCCAGCACCACGAGCAAUUCAGCGAAUUGCUCAUGUACCAAGAGCACCAGCUCCGAUUCCAGCACCACGAGCAAUUCAGCGAAUUGCUCAUGUACCAAGAGCACCAGCGCCAAUUCCAGCACCACGAGCAUCAGCUCAGCUACCUGUGCUGGUACAAAGAGAAGCUGUACAGCAAGCAUCAGCACCGAUUCCAGCGCCAAGACGUGCUAUUGUGAUUCCUCCACGCAAUCUUCGUGGAACAUCUCGACAAAGGCUUUCAAAAGCAAUGAAAAAGAUGGCAACAGCAUCCUCAAGGAAGAAACACUAGUUUUUUAA